AUGGUUCCUCAAGUCAACAAGACGAAUCUCCACCCUUCUGGCAUUACGCCAAAGAAGGAGCACACCGAGAUUGAGGAGGAGCUCCACGACAAGGCUCACAUUGACUACGACCGUGUAGCCAUUAUUGCCAACCCGUCAGUCGCUGCACUCUACGAAGAUGCUCUUGUGUACGAGACUGGCUCUGCCAUCACAUCGUCUGGCGCACUCUCCGCCUACUCUGGCGAGAAGACCGGCCGUUCGCCCUCGGACAAGCGCAUCGUCGAGGAAGACUCGUCGAAAGACAACGUCUGGUGGGGCCCCGUCAACAAGCCGAUGAAGCCCGACGUCUGGCGCAUCAACCGUGAGCGUGCCAUUGACUACCUCAACACUCGCAAGCGCAUCUACGUCGUGGACGGUUUCGCAGGAUGGGACGAGCGCUACAGGAUACGCGUCCGCGUUGUUUGCGCCCGCGCCUACCACGCUCUCUUCAUGCGCAACAUGUUGAUCCGCCCAUCGAGGGAGGAGCUUGAGCACUUCCACCCCGACUAUGUCAUCUACAACGGUGGUGCCUUCCCUGCCAACAGGUUCACCAGCGGUAUGACCUCGGCCACAUCCGUUGCCAUCAACUUCGCCGAGAAGGAGAUGGUCAUCCUCGGUACCGAGUAUGCUGGAGAAAUGAAGAAGGGAAUCUUCACUGUCCUCUUCUACGAAAUGCCCGUCAAGCACAACGUCCUCACACUUCACUCGUCUGCCAACGAGGGCAAGAACGGCGAUGUUACCGUCUUCUUCGGUCUGUCCGGUACUGGCAAGACCACCCUGUCUGCUGACCCCAAGCGUGCACUCAUCGGUGACGACGAGCACUGCUGGUCCGACACUGGUAUCUUCAACAUUGAGGGCGGUUGCUACGCCAAGACCAUUGGUCUCUCCGCCGAGAAGGAGCCCGAUAUUUUCAACGCCAUCAAGUUCGGCUCCAUCCUCGAGAACGUUGUCUUCGACCCCGUCACCCGUAUUGUUGACUACGACGACGACACUCUGACUGAGAACACCCGCUGCGCCUACCCCAUCGAGUACAUCGAGAACACCAAGAUCCCCUGCAAGUCCGACAGCCACCCCAAGAACAUCAUCCUCCUCACCUGCGACGCCCGCGGUGUCCUCCCUCCCAUCUCCAAGCUCAACCCCGAGCAGACCAUGUACCACUUCAUCUCCGGUUACACCUCCAAGAUGGCCGGAACCGAGCAGGGUGUCACCGAGCCCCAGGCCACCUUCUCCUCCUGCUUCGCCCAGCCCUUCCUCGCUCUCCACCCUAUGCGUUACGCCAAGAUGCUCGCCGAGAAGAUCAAAGAGCACGGUGCCAACGCAUGGCUCCUCAACACCGGCUGGGUCGGUGCUGGCGCCACCACAGGAGGAAAGCGCUGCCCGCUCAAGUACACCCGCGCGAUCCUCGACGCCAUCCACUCGGGCGAGCUCGCAAACGUCGAGUACGAGACCUACGAGACCUUCAACCUGUCCGUGCCCAAGACCUGCCCCAACGUCCCUGACGAGCUGCUCAACCCUGCCAAGAGCUGGAACGGCUCGGCCGAUUUCAAGGGCGAGGUCGAGAAGCUGGGCACACUGUUCGUGGAGAACUUCAAGAAGUACGAAGAUGGCUCAAGCAGUGAAGUAAAGGCGGCAGGCCCAGCUGUGGCGUAA
Molecule: messenger RNA, 1668 nt
Organism: Ascochyta rabiei
Lineage: Eukaryota; Fungi; Ascomycota; Dothideomycetes; Pleosporales; Didymellaceae
Product: Phosphoenolpyruvate carboxykinase (ATP)
Exons: 5
Coding region: 1-1668 (555 amino acids)
Biological process (GO): gluconeogenesis
Cellular component (GO): cytosol
Molecular function (GO): ATP binding; phosphoenolpyruvate carboxykinase (ATP) activity
Source: RefSeq, a predicted model, not a curated record